Penicillium mononematosum is the source of this 1215-nucleotide messenger RNA. Its product is annotated as tyrosinase family protein. Gene Ontology annotation, molecular function: oxidoreductase activity. Lineage: Eukaryota; Fungi; Ascomycota; Eurotiomycetes; Eurotiales; Aspergillaceae. The record is from RefSeq and is a predicted model, not a curated record. The coding region runs from base 1 to 1215 and encodes 404 amino acids. The transcript has 5 exons.
AUGGACGUGGGCGAGGAGGGUUUGUUCUUGCUAUUAGUAGCACAAGGGGAGCCACGAGCGGAAGAUACAACUGCUAUCUACUCCCCUCCUGGCUGGAUUAUAGCCAUGGGCCGUUCGAUUUUGUUCCUCGUACUCGCCAUCCUCGCCGUCCUCCCCAGCGCCGCCUCAUAUGCGCACGAAUGGAACGAGGGACAACCACAAAAGUGUAACAAGCUGCUGACACGCAAAGAAUGGCGGACCUUCACGAAUCGCGAGAAGGCUGAGUGGGUGGGAGCUGUCAAGGUGCGCUCUCCUUCCCCCGGUAGAUACCGCUGUUUGGCAAGCAUACGACACGAACGGCUAUCCUUGACGACGGACCAGACGGUGCUUGAGGGGAAGAGGAGCCUAUACGACGACUUCUCUUACUCGCACGCAUCAGUGGAGCACAGCGCGCAUAGGAACGCCUACUUUUUGCCGUGGCAUCGCUGGUUCACCUACCUAUUCGACACCUCACUCCGCCGCAAUUGCGGGUACAGCGGGCCAACACCAUACUGGGACUGGUCGCGCGAUCACGCAGACCUGUUCGGCUCGCCAGUGUUCGAGGACUCACCAGAGUAUGGGCUGGGCGGCACGGGGGACUGCGAUUCCUCCCCCGAGGCUGACUGUACCGCCAUCACUGGCGCUUUUUCUCCCACAGGGAACUUCGAACUUUCCUGGCCGAUACCGCACCCGCUGCGGAGGAAUUUGACGCUCAUAACCGGCUGGUUCGCCCAUGAGCUGCCUCAAAACCGCACCCUCGGUCCGGACUUUGUGCGCAACUUGACCGAGCAAACCACGGGCGACUUCUUUAGGUUCCAGCACGCAAUGGCGCUAUUGCACAACCACGUACACAAUUUCGUUGGGGGCGACUUGGCGGGAGAUUGCCCGAAGAUUCUGCCGGAGGAGGAUUGCCAGGGCAUGGCAAUCAGCUUCACGCCUAAUGACCCACUCUUUUGGCUGCAUCAUGCGCAACUGGACCGGUUGUGGAGUGAGUGGCAGCGCCACCACCCCUCCAACUUCGCCGCCUUUUCCGGCAUGCCCCUAACCCCACACAAUAUGACCGAUCCACGAUACGACCCUAACGCGCACGCAGAUCAUCGAAUGCCCUUCGACGUUCAGAGCGUGCCUGUGGCGCCGAAGAGUGUGUUUGAUACGGAGGGUUGGCCGUUAUGUUACCGGUAUACGGACGAGGAGUAA